This is a messenger RNA of Theobroma umbraticum, 3545 nucleotides long. NCBI's taxonomy places the organism in Eukaryota, Viridiplantae, Streptophyta, Magnoliopsida, Malvales, Malvaceae. The record is from RefSeq and is a predicted model, not a curated record.
AGACUAAAACCUCUUAAACUUUUGUUUGAAUUAUUUAUUAUACUGAUGAAUAAUCCUCAAAUAUUCAUGGCUUAAGUCUUAAUUUUCUCUCUGAUGAUUUUUGAAUGGUAACAUAAUCUGUAUAUACACUAAACUUCAGCCUUAAUUGCUGAAAAAAUUUAUUAUUAUUUAUUUAUUUGUUAUAUUGAAAAGAGAAUUUGGUGCCAUUUUUUGAAAAGAGAGAAAAAAUGGAAGACAGAGCAGAGUUGGACUCCAUCCUGCCGUAUCUUCCAUUACUAAUUGGAUCUUCCAGGCGUCUGUUAUGGCCAUCCAAAGUGGUAGAGGCUCUCGAGGCCAUGUCCAAAGGUCCUGAUCACAGCCAAGUCAACUCUGGCCAGGUGCUCUCCAUCGCCAUUUCCGACAUGAGAGCUUCUCUCUCCCUCCGUGACCCUCUCGCUCCCUUUUCCCCCCAAGGUUACUCUCUCUUCUUCGAUGAGCUCUUGACUGCGGCAGACUCCACAAAAUGGUUUGCAGAGGUUAUCCCACCGCUGGCCAAUCUGCUGUUGCGGUUGCCAUCCCUUCUAGACUUUCACUAUCAAAAUAUGCAGGCGUAUGGAUACGGUCUCCGCAUCUUGGGUCCGCAGCAACCUGGCAUGGUGCUUCUGUCCCAGGAGUUGAUCGGCGCUCUACUUGCAUGCUCUUUGUUUUGUUUGUUUCCAGUCUCAAAUAGAGGUGUAAAGCAUCUUCCAACCAUCAACUUUGAUCAAUUGUUUGUGAGUCUCUAUGAAAGUUACAGCGAGAAGCAGGAAAACAAAGUAAGGUGCAUCGUGCACUAUUUCCAAAGGAUAUGUUCACAAAUGCCUACAGGCUUUGUCUCAUUUGAGCGCAAGCUUCUCUCUUUAGAAAAUCAUCCUUCGCAAUCAUCUGCUUCUUAUCCAAAUGCUGAUUUUUGGACCAAAUCAACUCUCUCCCUCUGCCCUUUUCAGGUUUACAGCUCAGGCUUGAUAGAAGAUCACUCUACUGGGGCUCUUGAAGUGGAUUUUGCAAAUAAAUAUCUUGGAGGUGGUGCUCUACAUAGGGGCUGUGUGCAGGAAGAAAUUCGCUUCAUGAUCAGUCCUGAGUUGAUUGCUGGCAUGCUUUUCUUGCCUUCCAUGGCAGACAAUGAGGCUAUAGAAAUUGUUGGAGCAGAGAGGUUCUCAGACUAUACAGGAUAUGCCUUUUCAUUUCGGUUUUCUGGUGACUAUGUGGACAAAAGGAGUGUUGACUUCCUUGGAAGACGUAAAACUAGAAUUGUUGCUAUAGAUGCGCUAUGCAGUCCAAGAAUGAAUCAGUACAAGCUUAAGUACCUUCUUCGGGAGACUAAUAAGGCUUUCUGUGGCUUUUUGGACCAAUCAAAUUAUAGCCAGUACAAGAGACACUUUCAAGAUAAUGGACUCAGUGCAGGUCAGCUUCAUCAAGAUAACAAACAUGAUGGUGACAUAUCCAGGAAUGAAGUUUUGUUAAAUGAGGCUCCCUCUACGUCUAAUGAAACAAAUGAAGGAGGAUCAAGGAUGGAGGUGGUCAGAAAGUCUGAUGAGAAAGGUGGUCAAUUUAUGGACCCCGAAAAUUUUAUUGGGAUAGCAACGGGGAAUUGGGGCUGUGGUGCAUUUGGAGGAGAUCCUGAACUAAAGACCAUAAUUCAGUGGCUUGCUGCUUCUCAGGCUUUAAGACCUUUCAUUUCAUACUACACUUUUGGUCUUGAUGCACUGCAAAGUCUUGCUCAGGUGAGUCAAUGGAUUCUUUUGCAUAAAUGGAAUGUUGGAGACCUCUGGAAUAUGUUGAUAGAAUAUUCAUCCCAGAAAUCGAAAGGAGAAACAAACCUUGGCUUUUUCGCUUGGCUUCUUCCUUCACUGCCUCACUGUGAGGCGGCUGACCCGGCCAACUAAUAAAUUGUAAUGUUUUGGAUAAUUGAAUCUGAGUUUAUGCCCGCCAUUUUUCUGUAUGAGAGUAUCUGGUUGUUAGUAUUUGCGAGAAUUUAGUUCUAUAUCUCUGUUGUAGCUGCUGCGUGGUGCCUCCUUAGUUCUGAAUCUCUUUUGUAGUUAAUAUAUAUAUACUUGUUGGUGCUGUUGUAGUUAAUGUAUGGUUCCUGUCAUCCGUCCUUCCUCAGCAUCAUCCAGAACUACAUUUAGGAUAUAGGGAGGAGCUAUUUAUCUACACUAAAUUGAUUUGCCCAUAACGAUGCAUUUUCCAGAAAUUACCUCAAGCAAAAGGUUUUUCCGUGAUGGAAGUCAAAGACAAACGGCUUCUAACUGUUUGAGCCAUAACCAGGACAAGCAGGCACGAUUCUGGUCAAAUGACUUGAUGCCAAGAUGAUGCGUGAUCUGGUGCUUGAGAGUCUCUCCCCCUUUUCCUCUCUGUGGGUCAAGUCAACCCUCAUUCCUACCGCUACCAACCAGUAAAGAGUCUAAGUUGCCAGUACCAAGUUCGUGUGCAGAAUGAUGCUUAGAUGACCAUCAACAAACACCUUCAUCGUUUGCAUUCUUCUCUUUUUGCUCGGUGCUAUGCUAAACAAUUGGUAAGCGCAACUUAAGGUACGUAUCUAAUUUGUAAUCUACAGUCAAACUUGAAUAUUAUGCUGCUAGUUUGUGUCAGAAUUUAUAUAGAGUACUAGUAUUAGUUUAGACGAAGAAAUUAAUGAAAUUGAUCAGUGAUGAUAUGUCAAUGUUAUCCAUGGUUACUGGACAAUCUUAAUUUGAUCCUUAAAAAUAACUUUAUUUUGAGUAUUUGUAAGGAGAUAUUGCAGUGAACAGCUACAAUGCCCACUUCAUCAUAUAAUUGAAGGUAUCAUUAUCAUAAAUAGAGUAGCUGUUUAAGAGGUUUAUCUUGCUAUAUUAUUUCACAGCACAAAGUUUGCAUGGUGCAUGGCAGGAAGGAAUCAUCCACGCUUAUUGCAUCUCAAACAUGAACCCCAGAAUUUGAUUUCUGGGACAUUAUUUUUUUCAUUUAAUCUGUGAGAUCAGUCAAGGGGGUUAAAGGGUGCUGCUUGCAGCUACAAAUUAAUGCAUGGAUUGGAAAUUUUUUCCACAAGUUUUUGGAACCCGAAACCAAGUGAAUUUGUAUGCUGAAAUGAGAAUGGAACAACCACAACAGGAAUGAUUGAAAAAUAAGUUGAAAUGAGAACGGAACUGCUCUGAGUCUAUACUUGACAGGGGUCAUCCUCUUUCUUCCAUGACAAGCCAAAGGACCUUUCGUGACAAUCUUAGGUUCCAUCCAAACCAGAACGGCUAAGAGGAAAAUUUGUAACGAAUCUCAGUGAUAUUACAGAAAUGGUCAAUUUGCAGAGAUUUAAAUUGAGAAGCAAAGGGUUCAUUCAUGUGAGAUCUCAGAAGGAGAAAAUUUCAGAAAAUGAAAAGUGCCAAGAAGAACAAGUAUAACACAAACAUGGAAGACAUAUGAGUACCUAACAAAAAGAAAUUAAGGUUCAAAAGAAUGAUACUCAAAAUGCUGACAAUGUUGUAAUAAUCUGUCAGAAACAACUAGAUUGGAGGAUGAAUAAUAUUGGUGAAUGAAAGAAAACAUUACAAGUU